GCCUACCCCACCCCCACCCACCGUACCCCUGGCGGCUUCAGGUUUGUGGGGCGUACGUAACUUGGUUGGGGGCGGUGAAGGCGCCAGGCCCCCGCUGCCCACCCCCUAUGGAGGAGUGCGGCCGUCCCAACUAGGGAAGCUGGGACACUGUUAUCUUCUCUUCCCCGGGGGAAGUUGGUGAAGUUUUCCCGGCGGAGGAUUCGGAGCAGAAACUUCCUCCGUCCCCCUCCCCCCCUCCAUGCAGGCGACGUCGAGUGAGGCUGGGGGCGAAUCGCCGCAGAGCUGCGUGCCGGCCGCGCACUCAGAUUGGGCUUCGGGGAAGCCUGUCAGCUUAUUGGCCCCGCUGAUCCCGCCCCGAAGCGCAGCGCAGCCUUUAACCUUUGGCCCCGGCGGGCGCCAGCCACUCAGAUCGCUUCUUGUUGGCAUGUGUAGCGGCAGUGGCCGCCGGCGGAGCAGUCAGAGUCCGACGAUGAGGCCGGGGACGGGAGCAGAGCGUGGAGGCCUCAUGGUGAGUGAAAUGGAGAGCCAUCCUCCGUCGCGGGGUCCCGGGAACGGGGAGCGGAGAUUGCCCGGCUCAAGCCUUUGCUCCAGCUCUUGGGUCUCUGCUGACGGCUUCCUGAGGAGCCGGCCCUCGAUGGGACACCCUGGCAUGCACUAUGCCCCCAUGGGAAUGCACCCUAUGGGUCAGAGAGCGAAUAUGCCACCUGUACCUCAUGGAAUGAUGCCACAAAUGAUGCCCCCUAUGGGAGGGCCACCAAUGGGACAAAUGCCUGGAAUGAUGUCUUCAGUAAUGCCUGGGAUGAUGAUGUCUCAUAUGUCUCAGACUUCCAUGCAGCCUGCCUUACCGCCAGGAGUAAAUAAUAUGGAUGUAGCAGCAGGUACCACAUCUGGCGCAAAAUCAAUGUGGACCGAACAUAAAUCACCUGAUGGAAGGACUUACUAUUACAAUACUGAAACAAAACAGUCUACUUGGGAGAAACCAGAUGAUCUUAAAACACCUGCUGAGCAACUGUUAUCUAAAUGUCCUUGGAAGGAGUACAAAUCGGACUCUGGAAAGCCUUACUAUUAUAAUUCUCAAACAAAAGAAUCCCGCUGGGCCAAACCUAAAGAACUUGAGGAUCUUGAAGGAUACCAGAAUACCAUUGUUGCUGGAAGUCUUAUUACAAAAUCAAACCUGCAUGCAAUGAUCAAAGCUGAAGAAAGCAGUAAGCAAGAAGAGUCCACUACCACCUCAGCAGCCCCAGUUCCUACAACAGAAAUUCCGACUACAAUGAGCACUAUGGCUGCUGCAGAAGCAGCAGCUGCUGUUGUUGCAGCGGCAGCUGCUGCAGCAGCAGCUGCUGCAGCAGCCAAUGCCAGUGCUUCCACGUCUACUUCUAAUACUGUCAGUGGAACUGUUCCAGUUACUGAGCCUGAAGUUACUUCCAUUGUUGCUACUGUUGUAGAUAAUGAAAACACAGUAACUAUUUCAACUGAAGAACAAGCACAACUUACUAGUAGUACCUCGGCUGUUCAAGAGCAAAGUGUUGAAGUAUCCAGUAAUACAGGAGAAGAAACAUCUAAGCAGGAAACUGUAGCUGAUUUUACUCCCAAAAAGGAAGAAGAGGAAAGUCAACCAGCAAAAAAAACAUAUACUUGGAAUACAAAGGAAGAGGCAAAACAAGCCUUCAAAGAAUUAUUGAAAGAAAAGCGGGUACCAUCUAAUGCUUCAUGGGAGCAAGCUAUGAAAAUGAUUAUUAACGAUCCACGAUACAGUGCUUUAGCAAAGUUGAGUGAAAAAAAGCAGGCCUUUAAUGCUUACAAAGUCCAGACUGAGAAAGAAGAAAAAGAAGAAGCAAGAUCAAAAUACAAAGAGGCUAAAGAAUCGUUUCAGCGUUUCCUUGAAAAUCAUGAAAAAAUGACUUCUACAACCAGAUACAAAAAAGCAGAGCAAAUGUUCGGAGAGAUGGACGUCUGGAAUGCAAUAUCAGAACGUGAUCGUCUUGAAAUCUAUGAAGAUGUUUUGUUCUUUCUUUCAAAAAAAGAAAAGGAACAAGCAAAGCAGUUGCGAAAGAGAAAUUGGGAAGCCUUAAAAAAUAUACUUGACAACAUGGCUAACGUAACAUACUCUACUACUUGGUCUGAAGCCCAGCAGUAUCUGAUGGAUAAUCCAACUUUUGCAGAAGAUGAAGAGUUACAGAACAUGGACAAAGAAGAUGCAUUAAUUUGCUUCGAAGAACACAUUCGGGCUUUAGAAAAGGAAGAAGAGGAAGAAAAACAGAAGAGUUUGCUGAGAGAAAGGAGACGACAGCGUAAAAAUAGGGAAUCUUUUCAGAUAUUUUUAGAUGAAUUGCAUGAACAUGGACAGCUGCAUUCUAUGUCAUCUUGGAUGGAAUUGUAUCCAACGAUUAGCUCUGACAUUAGAUUCACUAAUAUGCUUGGUCAGCCUGUUUUUUCAUUAGGAUCAACUGCACUUGACCUUUUCAAGUUUUAUGUUGAGGAUCUUAAAGCACGAUAUCAUGAUGAGAAGAAGAUAAUAAAAGACAUUCUAAAGGAUAAAGGAUUUGUAGUUGAGGUGAAUACUACUUUUGAAGAUUUCGUGGCAAUAAUCAGUUCAACUAAAAGGUCAACCACAUUAGAUGCCGGAAAUAUUAAACUGGCUUUCAAUAGCUUACUAGAAAAAGCAGAAGCCCGUGAACGUGAAAGAGAAAAAGAGGAGGCUCGGAAGAUGAAACGAAAAGAAUCUGCCUUUAAGAGUAUGUUGAAACAAGCUGCUCCUCCAAUAGAAUUGGAUGCUGUCUGGGAAGAUAUCCGGGAGAGAUUCGUAAAAGAGCCAGCAUUUGAGGACAUAACUCUAGAGUCUGAAAGAAAACGAAUAUUUAAAGAUUUUAUGCAUGUGCUUGAGCAUGAAUGUCAGCAUCAUCAUUCAAAGAACAAGAAACAUUCUAAGAAAUCUAAAAAACAUCAUAGGAAACGUUCUCGGUCUCGAUCGGGGUCAGAUUCAGAUGACGAUGAUAGCCAUUCAAAGAAAAAAAGACAGCGAUCUGAAUCCCGUUCUGCUUCAGAGCAUUCUUCUAGUGCUGAGUCUGAGAGAAGUUACAAGAAGUCAAAAAAGCAUAAGAAGAAGAGCAAGAAGAGGAGACAUAAAUCUGACUCUCCAGAGUCUGAUGCUGAGCGAGAAAAGGACAAAAAAGAAAAGGAUCGGGAAAGUGAGAAGGACAGAACCAGGCAAAGAUCAGAAUCAAAACACAAAUCACCUAAGAAAAAGACUGGAAAGGAUUCUGGUAAUUGGGAUACUUCCGGCAGUGAACUGAGCGAAGGGGAAUUAGAAAAGCGCAGAAGGACCCUUUUGGAGCAACUGGAUGAUGAUCAAUAAAUUAUACCAAAUAUAUGUUUACAGUAUGAUUUAAAUCUAAUUCAGACCAGGGACUCUAUUUUAAGUUCAUUUGAAAUAACACUGGGUUUUAAUUCUAUCACAGAACAAAAAGUGCAUUUAAGUAUUGUUAUUGUGGACUUGACUUUAUAAAGACAAAGGAAAUUGAAAAUAACUUUUGAUUCUAUAACCAGAAUCAUAUUUUCAUAUGGUCAUAACUGUCUUUUUGUGACCCUUUCAGAGGGCACUGCAGGAUGGAUUAAAGGUGGCAAUUUACUGAUAACUGCAGAUGUCUCUACUUUGUUCUAAAGUCUAAGUCAUGAGGUGAUUUGAUUUAUAGAAGUUGGAUUUUGAUGAUGAAAUUUUUUUUGAUACAUAGUAGUCCAAAAAAAGCACCAGCAACUGAUAAAACUGCUUUUUUGUGCACUACCCAAGUGGUUAAAGCUGAUGGGAUCUUUUAUGGUGAGCUCCUAAGAAAUAGGAGAUUUUGAUGGAAGUCUGGUAGACCAGGAGCUACAGUGGUGCCAAUGAACACUACUGUAAUAAAGCCACCUUUGUUAUUUUUUACGAAACAUCUGAAUACAUUUUCAAAAGGCUAUUAUGAGGGCAUUAUUUUGAGCAUCUAUUUUGAGGUGAUGUUUAAGAAAAUUAACAUCAAAUCAAAUUGUAAAUUAGUUUAAAUACAUUUGCCUUAAGGACCUACUAAAGAAUGUGCCACCAAAUUUUAAAUGAUAGUUGCAAUAUCCUUGUCUAAAACACAAAUCAAUGUUGACUUAAACAUUUUCUUUAACAGAGUUGUCUUUUUUUUAAAAAAUCCAAUCUUUUUUUUCAUUGAGGAAGUCUUUUACCUUCCCUACUCACUGAGAAGUAUUGACUUCGUGGUACACAUUCUAAAGCAUUUCUGAUUUGAAUAUUUUUGUACAUUUUUAUCAAUUAUUAAACCUUCUCUUCUAGUGUGUACUAGUAUUUAUUUCUACUUAAACUGCUCAGCUCUAAAGAAAUUGUAUGAUCAUUUAAAGAUAAAUCCCUGAGAUUUUGCUUUAUCCAACCCAUGUAGCUAGUUUACGUUCCUUUUUUAAUAUUUAAGAAUGUUAUAAAUCUGCAUUUAAGGCCCCUUUGACUGGAGGAGCCCUGGUGGUGCAGUGGUUAAGCACUCAGCUGCUAACUGAAAGUCAGUGGUUUGAACCCACCAGCUGCUCUGCUGGAGAAAGUUGUCGCAGUCUGCUUCCCUAAAGAUUACAGCCUUGGAAACCCUGUGGGGCAGUUCUGUGAGUCGCUAUGAGUUGGAAUCGACUUGACAGCAGUGAGUUUUGUUUUUGUGUUUAAUCUGUGAAUUUCCUACAGGAUAUUUUAGGGAGGCAGUGGUUUGAAUGAAUGCUAACUUUGAAAGGUUGGUAAUGUAACUUACAUUCUUUUCCUUCAGUGCAGGAGAUUUUUUUUAAGUGAAUUUUAGCACAUAGUCUUUGCUAUUAUCUAGGCAUUACCUUAGGUAUUGUCUUUGUUAUUCUUUUAAUUUGGUCACUGUUUCAAGUUGGGGUUUAGAAGAACAAAAACUUCAUUUUACUUUUCCUUCAUCAUCUUAAUGAAGCUGAAAGUGGGACUGACCGGGAUGACUCUUUUCCCUUUCUUCCCAUUUUUGAGUUUAAUCUACAGUGUCCACGCUAGUAAAAAGGGAAAAAAUUGUUUCUAAAUCUCUCUACCAAGUCAUUUUUCUGCUAUGAAAUUUUACAUGACUUUGUAGAAAGUGAAAAUUACUGUGUCUUUAAGAAAAUAUGAAGUAAUCAAACUGCUUGCUUGAGAUUAAUCGCCAAUUAUAUAUUAGAACCAAAACAAAGCAACAACUUUGGCAUAAAGAGAGUUGCCUAGAUUUAAUUCUCAGAAGUCCCAUUGUAAUGACAAUAUUACUAAUCAUGUCAAACACUUGACAUUGAAAUCUGGUAAAGUCUUAGGCAUAUGAUACUGGCAGAAAUACUAAUGAUACACUUCACAAGAGAAUUUAGAAUCUGUAAAACAGUUUUAAUCACUUCCAUGAAUGAUGACUUUUUAAAAUUACGUUAAACUUCUGAGUUUUUAAAUUUGAAUAAAAGGCUAUUGAUGUGUUUUAGUAUGUCCUCAAAAUAGAUUUUUGUAUUUUUUAUAGAGAUACCAUCUCAUCACAACCUCAGAUCUCUACAAGGCAGUGUGAAUUCAAGUUUCCCUUUAGUGUCCACUCAUGAAAAUUAUUUGAACUAAAAACAAAAGUGGUGAGCAAAUUACAACUGAAAAUACAACAUCUUAGGUUACAGAUCUUCCUAUAAAGGAUGUAACUGAAGUCAUGUAAUACUGGUCUGCCUUUGAUGAUCCCAACAAAUGGUAUUUAGUUGCCAGUUCAGAACAGUCUGAAGCACAGGUGAUGGGAAGUUUUGUUUUAGAGCAAAAGUUCUGAGUGAAUACUUUUAAUCAGAUUAAGUUUCUAAAUCUUCAGUUUGGUGAGGGAUUGAAAUGUCUUAGAAUAUUGAUUCUACUACAGUUUAACAGACGUGUUCAAACAGGAAAAUGUGUUUACCUUCAGAUAAGGGGCAUUUAUACUUUUCAGUUAUGCCUCAGAUUCUUAGGAAAACACUGAGGAUUUAUCCUCAGUAUCAUUAAUAUUAAUGAAUUAUUGGAUUAAAUUCACAUUUAUUAUACUUUAAAUAGUCAAAAUCAGGACCUCAUAUAUUUGAUGUUCUUAUUUUCUCCCAAUCAUAAUUGCUAUGUAGGAAAAUUGAGUUUGUAUGAAAAGACAAUUUAGACAAUCAGGUAUGAAGAAUUGUUUGUACUUCUCCUAAGUGUAUUUAAAUGACACAUUUAAAUAAAAUCCAUGGCCCCACCAUAUUAAACAAAAUGACCAUUUCAUUAUCCUUAGCCAAAGCAGAUUCAGCAUCUUAGAUUCUUUUCAACAUAUAAAAAUGUUUUAUAUUUAUUUGACCAUAAAUUUGAUAAUGGUCAAAGUAUCAUAGCUAUUUUAUCCCUUGAUUUGACAAUUGGGUCUCACCAUAUUCAACCAUAAAGUGAAAAGGAUUGGCCUAGAAUAGAUGAUUUUAAUUCAUAGUGGUAGGUUGAAGAAUGUGUAAAAACUCCUGGAAUAUUUCUGUGCUUUUUUCUGGAAAGCGGGUCCACAGUUUAUUUGAUUACCUAAGGGCAUGUGUCCUGUGUUACGAAGCCUUUGCUUAGAUGCUCCUGGGUUUUCUCCCAGUGCUAAUAGUCAACUGCUGACCAGGCAGCCACUUUUAUUUCUAUUGCCAGAAAAAAAUAACCCCUUUACAUAAAGUUUUUUUUUUUUUUAACUUGCUUUUGAGAGAGAACUGUUUCUAAUCAUACAGUACCCAGGGAAGAGAAAUGCUUUUUUUUAUUUUUUAAAGUUUAUAAGAUAUUUUAAGUAUGUUAUGUAAAUUAAAAUGUAAGCUACAAAACUAAAGAACUUCAGCUUUUAAAACUAAAUAAAACAUUUCUAAAAGCAAAUCGUGACAAAGCACAUUAAUGCCUUGUACCUUAAAUCUAGACUCUUCCCUUUGGGAUGUCUCUCAUACUAGGUAAAAUUUAAUUCAACCAUCCCAUCUUCUGUAAGGUAAAAUUGCACCUGUUUUAUGUAAAGGAAAAGCAAAAUAGCAUCGUGUUAUUUUCAUGGAACUGUGUUCUAAUAGGCUUAUAAUCCUAUGCGGUGGUUCAGGUAAUGACAAAUACUGAUCUAAUAAUUCUUACCUGGCUUUUGGUUUUGUUUUCCAAUUCUUUUGACUUAAAUGGUGGGUCAUGUAAGCUCCUCAGGGGCCGGGAUCUGUCUGUUUUUCAUUGUUAUAUCCCUGGGAAAUAGAACAGUGCCUGGCACAUUUAGGCAUUUAUUGCAUGAGUAAAAUAUUAGUUGAUAUAUGUGCUCAUUCAGCAUCCAUAGUAUCCAUCAUCUAUAUUAAAGGGCUUAGAAAAGCAUCUUUGCAAUAAACCAUACUAACAACUAAAGCCACAUACAUAAUUGAGUACAUUUAAAGUAAGGUUUAGCACCAGUACCUUCUCUUCACUGCUGCUUCAUUAAUGCCCAAAAGCUUGCUAGUGAGAAGAUAGUCUUUAUGUGGUUUUUGAGUAGGAAAGGAAAUAACUUGUGAUGAUUUGAAACAGUCCUUUCACAUAUUGAUAAAUUGGUAUACCAUACUAGUUAACUUUUAUUUGAGAAUGUAACAUUCAGCUAGAUAGAAUUGGCCUUUAAAAAGCCCUAAUGGACUUAAUAGCCAAACUAGGCCAAGAACUAACCAUCUCAGGUUAUCUGUGACAUGGCAGGCACUCAAGUAUUUAUUCGAGCUGACUUAAAGGUGGGGUGGAGAGGGGGAGAAGAUUUUGCUCCAAUCAUCCACAUCCUCCCAUUGUUUACCUCCUUGUCUACCUAGCCUAAGUUCUUUAAGUAGCAGAUUCUCUACUUGAACUUGCUAUGCAAAGACUGUCAGACUGCUUCUGUAACUCUCAGUGGGAUCUAGUUCAAGACCAUCUCAUUAUUGCUAGUGAUUGGUUAAUUGUGACAAUUUGAUGUAUGCCCUAGGUGUAAAUAAGUUGAUGUUUGCGUAUCAGGAGGACCUGGAUAAACCCCCUAAUUUUCCAUUAUAGACCAUAAAACAAUGAGUGGCUGCCUAAUUGGUUCAGAUUCAAACUAAGCCAUUUCUUGAUGCUUUUCUUCUUUGCUGUUCCUUGGGUAUCUAAACAUGCAAUUUAUAAACAUUUUUUUGGUCUUACCUGCAAACAUCUUUGGUAAAUGUUGGUCUUCUUGCCUACCUCUACAAGUAAACUGAGGACUUGUUCUGAAAGGUGAGUAAUGGGGAAAACAAGGUUUCUAUUUUGUGUUUAUAAUUGCCAGAUUUUCUCUUCUGUUUAUAUAUUGCUCUGAUGUAAAUAAAGAACCUCAUAAAAUUAGACCUUUUGUAAAUAAAUACAACUUACUAGAAAAAAA
Loxodonta africana (African savanna elephant) is the source of this 8300-nucleotide messenger RNA. RefSeq names its product pre-mRNA processing factor 40 homolog A (gene PRPF40A). Gene Ontology annotation, cellular component: U1 snRNP; U2-type prespliceosome. Gene Ontology annotation, molecular function: protein binding; RNA binding. The transcript is spliced from 26 exons. Gene Ontology annotation, biological process: mRNA cis splicing, via spliceosome. The coding region runs from base 239 to 3355 and encodes 1038 amino acids. The record is from RefSeq and is a predicted model, not a curated record. NCBI's taxonomy places the organism in Eukaryota, Metazoa, Chordata, Mammalia, Proboscidea, Elephantidae.